Molecule: messenger RNA, 2196 nt
Organism: Oncorhynchus tshawytscha (Chinook salmon)
Lineage: Eukaryota; Metazoa; Chordata; Actinopteri; Salmoniformes; Salmonidae
Product: transmembrane channel-like protein 6
Cellular component (GO): plasma membrane
Molecular function (GO): mechanosensitive monoatomic ion channel activity
Source: RefSeq, a predicted model, not a curated record
AUGCCAAUUUGGACAGUCCUCUUGAGCAGCCAGGUUCCCUGCUGUAGCCUCCUUAAGCGAGCUUUGUAUCACAUCUGGUUCGGAUGUCUCUUCAUCCUCAGUUCCCUGCAGUUGUGGCAGGUGGCUUUGAAGAGGCUGGGUGGCCGCUUUGGCACUGGUGUGCUCUCCUACUUUCUCUUCAUCAGGACUCUUCUGCUCUUCAACGUCUUUCUCUUCCUCAUCAACGGCCUGUUCCUGGUCCUCCCCCAGGCCAUCCACCCGCCCCUUCACACCCCCAGCUCCCACAGAGUGACAGGCCUGGAGCUGUUCACCGGCACGGGUUAUCUCUCAAACUCUCUAAUGUUUUAUGGCUACUACACCAACUCCACCAUCAACACCAGUUGUAGACCUGAUGAAAUCACCGCCGGGACUGGCUGCGGCACCACCAGUGACCCUCACAUGAUGGCCUACAACAUUCCCUUAGCCUACUGCUUCACCAUCGGCAUAACAUUCUUUAUCACCGGCAUCGUCCUCGUUUACAGCAUGUCCAAGUCCUUUGGGAGGAGUUUCCGUGUGUUCAAGUCUCAGGGAAACAUGGCCAUAAAGGUCUUCUGCUCCUGGGAUUUCAAAGUCAGCAAGAAGAUGUCUGUCAGGAUGCAGUCGGAGAACAUCACCACCCAGCUCAAGGAGCUGUUGUCAGAGGUGAAAGGCGGAGAGGAGGAGAAGGGCAGGCUGUCUGGGAUGGCGGUGCACCUGCUAGCAUGGAGCAUUUCUCUGGGGAGCACCUUCUUCUGUGCACUCGGCAUCCACUGCUUUGCCAAGUACAUGCACCUGAAUUCUACUUUGAGGAGACAUGAGGAUGCAGAGGGGGAGGUCAGUGUGGUGCAUGAGGCUCGUCUGCUGGCUUUGCCUGGGGUUGUGUCCGUGGGGAACCUCCUCCUCCCUGGUCUCUUCAACCUCGUGUCUUGGAUGGAGAAUUUCAACUCGCAUUUACGUCUCUAUGUUUCCAUAUUCAGGAACCUACUGCUGAAGGUGAGCAUUCUUGGUGUACUGUGCUACCAUUGGCUGGGGAAAAUUGCAGCUGAACCAGAGCAACAUGGUCUGCAGUGCUGGGAGAGCUUUGUUGGUCAGGAGCUGUAUCGUUUCCUGCUCGUGGAUUUCAUAUUCACGGUUCUCUACACAGUCUUCGGAGAAUUUAUAUGGAAGCGGUUUUCUCAAGGAGUGCUGAGGAGGAGGAGGAAGCCAGUGUUUGAUAUCGCCCGUAACGUACUCGAGCUCAUCUAUGGGCAAACCCUCACCUGGCUAGGCUUGCUCUUCACUCCUUUACUGCCAGCUGUGCAGAUCCUCAAGCUGUUGUUGUUGUUCCAUAUGAAAAAGAGCAGCCUACUGGUGAACUGCCAGGCAUCCAGGAAGCUGUGGAGAGCCAGUCAGAUGAGCACCCUCUUCAUCUCUCUGCUGUGUUUCCCCUCUUUCCUCGGGGCCAUCGUGUCUGUGACCUACACCAUAUUGACGAUUAAGCCCUCCUCUGGCUGUGGUCCUUUCAGGAACCUCCCCUUCAUGUUCCACUCAGCCAAACAGUGGGCCCAGGAGCUGAAGAGUACCAACCACAAGCUGGCCUGGCUCAACUGGGUACACCGCUGCUUGGUGGAGAACCCCCUCUUCCUGUUCCUGUUGGCAGGUGUCUUUCUAAUGGUCAUUUACAUUCACACCCAAGUUUUAGACGGCCAAAGGAAAACAAUCAGUCUGCUACAGGAGCAAAUAGAAAAUGAGGGGAAGGACAAGAAGUUCUUAAUUACUAGUCUGCAGGCCAUCCAUGAGAAGAGGCAGUAUCCACUGUCCCCUUCCUCCAGGCCUCAGCCACAGGGCAGUGAGGUUUAAUAUGUUUUAGUGGAAGAUUAAAUUAUUCCAGAGUAUUCAUUGGAUGCUGCAUGUUAAAUUUUGGACUCCCAUCACAUCAAGGAUAUUUGGCUGCUAUCAACCAGUCAAAGUGAACUCAAAGUGGAGUGAUGUGUGUGUGUGUGUGGUGAAGGACAUUGAGACAUUUCUUGUAGAAUGUAACUAUGACUGAUAUGUGUUCAAGACUAUCGGAAUGUAAAGUAACUGAGGUUGAUAUCUAUUCAAGACUAUCAGAAUGUGAAGUAACUGAGACUGAUAUGUAUUCUAGACCAUCAAAAUGUGAAGUAACUGAGACUGAUAUGUAUUCAAGACCAUCCGAGG